AUGGGGACUUCAGGGUCAACAUGUGGGGGAACAUGUGCAGAAGAAGAGCAGAGAACAGAAGUCACUGCUCGAUCACCUACAGCCCAAGACGACUUGAUUUUACGUUCUUCCGUAUCUAAACAAUCGCCCUCGAUCGAUCGACGUCCGGUGAAGCCAUCCAUUGACGUUCAACAAGGUGAUUUGGCUAGUACAAAAACUGAUGUAAUCAUUGUAUGUUCGACAUCAAAUUUUCUACGUGAGAAUAUUCUUAAAUUAGGUGGUGAUGCUAUACAGACUUCUUAUAACACUCAGUUAAAAAAUAACACUACAAACUCUCUUAUUACCGUUGCAACUAACAGAAAAUUUCCUUCAAAACAAAUCUAUUUUCUUCCAUGUAAGUGUAGCGAAGAUGAGAAUCUGCUUCGUGAUGCACUGAAAAAUUUUCUUGCUACUGUUAUCAAAGCUGCUACAGCUGCAAAUUAUCAAAGUAUUGCAUUUCCAGCUAUUGGUUGCGGUAAAAUGGGUUGUUCAGUUCAAUCAGUUGCCGAAAUAAUGGUUAGUGAAGUUCGUUGUCGAAUCAAGCAAUAUCCAAUUUCUGUUUCAUUCAUAAUACAACCAGAAAAACAAGAUAUCUAUGAUGAAUUUCAAAAACAAAUUAAUUCAGAUCAACCAUUGAAAAAGAUUCCAAACACAAGAACAAUCUCCACAUCCAUUAGAAAUGCCACUAUUGAAGUUACUAUGGGUGAUAUCAUUACACAAAAUGUAUUGUUGAUAGGUCAUUGUCAAGUCGAUGUGAUUGUAAUCAAUUCAUCAGCAGAAAUUCUAAAAGAAACAAUAUUGAAUACAGCUGGUGAUGAUGUUCGUCAAUCGUUUAACGCACAAAUAGCGAGUAAUCCGAAUGCAUUACUAACUGUCACUUCAGCAGGUCGAUUAUCUUGUAAACAAAUUUUUUUCUUACGAUGGAAACCGAAUGUUGAUGAAUCAAUUCUUCGACAAUCAAUUGUUGAUUUUAUGUGGAAUGUUAUUCAAAAUAUUCUUCCGCAUCAUUACACAUCGAUUGCUUUUCCUGCUAUUGGAUGUGGAAAAAGUGCAUGUACAGUGAAUAUUGUUGUUAAAACAAUGGUUAGCGAAAUUAAGAAAGAGAUUCAAAAACGAAAUUUAACUUUAAAAGUUAGAUUCGUAAUUGAGCCUCGACAAGUGAAUGUCUAUGAUGAAUUUUGUAAACAAGUCUUAGCAUCCGAGGUCGAUAGAAACACAACCGACGAUACCCUACCCUCUACAUGGGAAUCACCAACUGGAAACAAAAUAUGCUUUAUAGUACCGAAGACGUCUAAUGAAUGCAAGACUAUUGCUGCUGAUUUUCGUCGAUCAAUGCAAGGUAGCGACAAGGAAAUAAUUAAAAUCGAGCGAAUUCAAAAUCCACGAUGGUACAAACAGUAUUUAGUUCAUAGAGAAGAUUUUCGAAAAACACAUGGUAACGACACCGAAAAAGUUUUGUAUCAUGGCUGCCCUGAAAAUGCGGCGUAUGCAAUUGCCGCCGAAUGUUUCAACAGAAGUUUUGCAGGAAAAAAUGGAACGGCUUAUGGUGUGGGUGUCUACUUUUCAUCAAAUGCAGCGUACAGUCAUGGAUAUGCUCAUCCAAAUUCAAAGGGAGAACGAUUUAUGUUUAUUGUACGUGUUCUAAUUGGAAAAACGACAGCAGGAAAUAGUUCAAUGAAAACUCGACCUGUUGGAUUCGAUUCAACAACAGAUGGAAAUCAUAUUUUUGUAACAUACCAUGAUGCACAAGCUUUUGCUGAAUAUCUAAUCACUUAUAAAUAG
Adineta steineri is the source of this 1800-nucleotide messenger RNA. The record is from the annotation of a GenBank genome assembly. NCBI's taxonomy places the organism in Eukaryota, Metazoa, Rotifera, Eurotatoria, Adinetida, Adinetidae.